Molecule: messenger RNA, 771 nt
Organism: Annulohypoxylon truncatum
Lineage: Eukaryota; Fungi; Ascomycota; Sordariomycetes; Xylariales; Hypoxylaceae
Exons: 3
Coding region: 1-771 (256 amino acids)
Molecular function (GO): acyltransferase activity, transferring groups other than amino-acyl groups
Source: RefSeq, a predicted model, not a curated record
AUGGAGCACGUAAGCAACAGUGUUUCCCUUGUUGAGUUGAAGACGCGUUCUCUCAUCCCUCAGAAAUGGGAGGGUCAAGUCCGUGCUAUCGGAAUAUCGGAGUACAAGGAAGCAGCGCUAUCCCUAGCGCAGGCCUUUGCUACUGAUGAACUGGCACAGUACCUCCUCGAUUCGGACGACAUGGUUGGUGUCGAUGACGAGGCUAAGUGGAGGCUUCACGUCGACAUCUUCAACUACAUUGUGGCGGCUCACUGUUACAGGGGCAUCGUGACGACCAUCGGACCGGAUUACGAGGGUGUGGCGCUCUGGAUGCCUCCAGGCCAGGAGAUGGACGACUGGGUGACCAUCAUCCGCAGUGGUAUGUGGAGACUCUACUAUCAACUCUCUGCGGAGGGCCGGAAGCGCUACUACAAAGAGCUGCUACCGGUGCUCCACAAUGCGAAGGUUGAGACCAUGGGUGACAGGGACAACGAAUGCUACUACCUGGUCUACCUGGGUACUAAGCCCGCCGGCCAGCGCAGAGGCUACGCGAGAAAGCUCAUUCAGCACAUGGCCUCCAAGGCUGAUGCGGAGGGCCGACCCAUGUACCUCGAGUCCAGCUCGCUGAAGAACAACGCGUACUACAAGAAGUUCGGCUUCGAGGCCAAGAGGGACAUCUACCUCGGCGCCGACAGCAAGUCGCCCGUCCGGCUGACCAUCAUGGUCCGCGAGCCGCAGAAGCUGCCCAACUCGAUCCCCAUCAAGCUCAACGCCGGGUUUAAGAUGAUGUAA